Nematostella vectensis (starlet sea anemone) is the source of this 3985-nucleotide messenger RNA. RefSeq names its product netrin receptor UNC5B-a. Gene Ontology annotation, molecular function: protein binding; netrin receptor activity. NCBI's taxonomy places the organism in Eukaryota, Metazoa, Cnidaria, Anthozoa, Actiniaria, Edwardsiidae. Gene Ontology annotation, cellular component: membrane. The transcript is spliced from 13 exons. The record is from RefSeq and is a predicted model, not a curated record. The coding region runs from base 219 to 3353 and encodes 1044 amino acids. Gene Ontology annotation, biological process: netrin-activated signaling pathway.
UUUUCCGGGAAAUUCAAUAAGUAUAUGCAAACCGAGGGAGUGUGUUAAACAGUUAAAGCUAGAUUCCCUAUAAUACAAGGGUUCCUGCUAUAACACGCACUAUAUGAGGUAGUCCUGGAUCAAAUCAAUACAAAUCAUCUUCAAAUUACACCAAAAAAAAGAGACGACCGUUUUCGUGGAUAACGUUAUCAUCGGGGAAACGCUAAAGAACACAGCAGAUGCCCGAAUGUUCAAAAGCAGCAAGCGAAGCACAUUGUAAAAUGCUGAACAUUUUCAUCUUAGUCUUAUUAAAGAUAAGCUAUAGUGGUUUGAUAGCAGUAACACCUCCCAAAGUCGGGAAUACUACCAUUGAUAAUUCUUAUGGCUUGCCGGAGCUUAACCUAUCACAGAAUGUCCCACUUGACAUCAACAUCUCAGUACUGUCAAUGGGACCACAAACGAAACUCGUGUUAUGCCAGGCACUAUGUGAGCACCAUGUGGGCUCGUUGAAGUUGAAAUGCAGGAACAGGUACCAGAUGCAUGUACAUCACUUCCAUUCAUCUUCACAUCCAGUCAAGGCAAACUCUGUGAUGAUUACUGACAGGCUGUUAGUUACAAUUGAUGAGGAUACAAGUAACCAGGAGACAAUUUGCUACUGUCACACAGAUGAUAAAAGGAGCAGGAACGUAAUAUCAAUCAGAUUCUCGCGAAAUGGAAUCAAACAUGGUCCAUCUAAGCCACUGUCACAUCGAACUGUCACCUUUCACGGCAGCCGUCUACCAGCACCACUUCAAUGGACAUUUCCAAUAAGUGCCAGAAAUCCUAUGUGUUUCCAUGACAACACCCCUGUUAAAACUGAAGCAUCUAUCACAAAUGGCACAGUUGAGGUGACAUUACCCCUUAAAACGUCUCGGUCUGCAGGGGUGUAUUCGUGCAGUGCAGAUGUCCCAGGGCUUGGAAGACAAUGGGGGAAACUAAUUGAGCUUAUAAUAUCAGGCUGGUCCGCAUGGUAUGUAUCGUCUCCGUGUAGCGCAAAGUGCGGACCUGGGUUCCUCGUCAGGCGUCGCUCAUGUCUAAGCAAAGAUCGCACAACAUGCAAAGGUCCAACAUUUAAAACUGAGAGUUGUUCCAGAUACUGUGAAGAAUCUGCUCCGGUAUUCAUCCAACAGCCGCACGUUACUUACCUCAACAACAAUACAGUUCAAAUGAACUGCACUGCUAUCCAUACCCAAGAGUUCCAGUUGCGUCCUCGCUGCGACGUGAUAAACGGUGCGAUGCUACGAGAUAAAGCCCACGUAACCUUAGUUAUCGAUACACACAAGGACGGCAGCAAGACGCUAGUUCUCACUUUACACCCACCCGAGAAAGUUUGGCAGGGCCUGGAGUUGGCUUGUUGUUGCGAAGUAGUGGCCUGGGGCUUUACGACCAGAAGCGAGAAACUCGAUGUCCAACUAGCGAGAGGACACAGCACACGUCAAACCCUUUUAGCGGCGUCGCAUCCAACAGACCCGCAGCACAUUGUGGAAUCAACUCAACGUCCUGGAACACCAAGUUCAAGGUCGCAAUCAUCAUUGAUGCCCAUCCUAAUCUUCCUUAUUAUAGUUAUAGUUUUGAGCUUUUUCAUCACAAUCUACAUAUUGGUAACAAAAUCGUACUGGAUGCGUUCCGUACGCCACGACACUACCACGAUAACGACAAGCACAUCAAGAACAACGACACCCUCUAUGUACAGCGACCCUGCUAUAAGCCUCCAUGGGUCAAGCUGUAAUCCGAGCAGAGAGGAAUAUUCCAGACCUCAGAAUCCCAUGACAUUCAGCAUUACCCCGCCAGAAGUAAGAGUUUUCACCCGACAACUUUCCCAAGAAAAACUUAGCAACUCACCCAGAAGCACCACUAAGUUGUGCAUGAUGGCUAAUGAAGACAUUGAUGAAGUUGGUACCACCUUUGAUCUCAAUGAAGAAAGCGAUUUGUCACGGCGAGGUUCAAGCAAGAGCAACACAUCCACGCUAUCGGCCCUGUCAAGUGUCUCAAAGCAGCAAUGCCCACGUCCCUCCCUUCCUGAAAGAGCCGAUGAAAGGUUGUGUGCUUGGGGAAGGAUCGACCACAACGGCGGUCAGCUGGUCAUUCCAAACACGGGCAUCAGCCUGUAUGUGCCACCCUCAGCCCUACCUCAAGGUCAAGAAGAGGUCAUAUACAUCGCAAUGAUGAAAAGAAGUGCUAAGUACCCGCAACUGAGGCCUGGGCAAGCUCUGUUGAGUCCUGCCGUAGUCUGUGGCCCGGAAGGGUUACAGUUCAAUGAGCCGGUGUUCCUCAAAUUGCCCCACAACGCUGCACUCAAAAAUGGGGAAAUACCACAUCUUGAAGGUAAGACUAGAUCUAGUGAGUCAACAGAUGCGACAACUUGGAGAACUUUGGAAAGCCUCGACGGUGAUCCUGAAAGCAGACCCAUCAGUUACUUGGACGUGAACUCCGUAGAGAUGAUGUUGACGCAUUUCUCGGACCAAACUGUCGUCGGUGAGCCUGAAUGUCUUAAAAUCAAAGUCGUGCCGUUUCUGCAUUGUGAUGGAGCUCAGUGUGACUGCCGUGUGCAAGUUUAUCUCAUACCACGAACGAAAGCAGCACUCGAGGAAGCUAUCUUAGAUGCCUCACGUGUUGGCUUGAUCCAAGCCGACACAGGCAAACUGUUUUCCCUAAGGAAUACAUCACGUGACGUGCGCGUGGAAGCAUGUCUACAUGAGGUGGAUACUAAAUGGAAACCUGUUACACCAGUACAACAGGCGUUGCCUUUUUCACAAGUAUGGAGCAGUGUUGAAGAUAUGCCAAACGUAACCUUUGGUUUCGCCCCAAUCCCCGACCAACCAAACCUCACUACCUUCAGGUGCAACUUCGAAAUUCAGCAAUAUGGAGAAACCGACUUAGCAAGGAUUUUUGUCACAUAUUGCAUAAAGGAUCACGAAGAGGAAGGUGCCGUGGGCUCAUCUGCGUCAACUCCAACGUCAUCCCCGCAGCGAAAGCUAGAGCGUUGGGAUAGCAGUUCGACGUCGGGUAUUUGCUCCGAGAUGCAAGGCCCCAAUGAGAACAAGAUCCCGCGCGAUAUCAGAAAAAAGCUCUGCAUCAAGUUGGAACCAGCAGAAAAUCUUAUGAUCGGUAGCUGGAAAGAUCUUGCCGGUAAGAUGCCGGGCAUCACAACCGAUUACAUACGCUUUUUGGAAGGACGCAAGGUUGGGGAGGGUCCGGUCGGCAAUUUAAUUGAUUAUUGGGAGAAAGACCUUAGUGAGAAAAUACCACUUCAUCAGCUAGCACAGCUUAUGGAGGAUAUUGGGAGACGAGACGCGGCGGAAUUAGUAGAGAGUAUCUUCAGUACAGCUGUGUGAUGGAAACACAGGGUAAUCAUCAGCAUCCAUAGCAUAAUCGUGCGAUUAUAACACAGGGUGACCAUCCCAUCAAUAGAGCACAGUAGUGAAAUGAUGAAGGUUGGCACAUCGAUAGCAUAGUCGUUGGUUGAUUAGACAUGACCAGGACUAUUCCAUAUACAAGACAGCUAUGUGAUAUCACAGGGUGACCAUCAACAAUAUAGCAUAGUUAUGUGAUGAUAGCACAGGGUGACCAUCCAUUCAUAGCGCAAAGUCACACAGGGUCACAGGUCAACACAGGGUGACCAUCAACAAUAUAGCAUAGUUAUGUGAUGAUAACACAGGGUGACCAUCCAUUCAUAGCGCAAAGUCGUUAGGCCUACUCCGGGUCCUAAGAUCGUCCAAGAUCGCUCAAGAUUGCCUAAGAUUUUCCAUUAUUCACUGAAUUAUUUGGGGUACUUAGCCCAAGAUUGACCAAAAUAACUGGAGAAUGCCUAAGAUCACCAUUAUUCAAUCAUCAUCUUUUAAGGAUAUUGAUUUACUUCACAGGUAUAACCAUAAAAAAAACAUAUUACUUAUUUUUUAUUUUUUAGUUUUUAAGCUGAACUGUAUGUUGGAAAAAGUUGAACAAUAAAACAAGAGGACUGAUUGUA